Molecule: messenger RNA, 744 nt
Organism: Phytomonas sp. EM1
Lineage: Eukaryota; Euglenozoa; Kinetoplastea; Trypanosomatida; Trypanosomatidae
Source: the annotation of a GenBank genome assembly
AUGACGUCUCAUGAAAAAGCCCCUGUUCAGGAUCCCUUGGCGCGUGACCCCACCUCGGGCCCCGCUCUUCUCCCACUAAUCUCCCCAUCCAUCCUGAGCUGCGACUUCGCACGGUUAGGAGAGGAGUGCGAAACGAUCCUCUCCUCUCCUGGUGGGUGUGAGUGGGUGCAUGUGGAUGUGAUGGACGGGCAUUUCGUGCCGAACCUCACCAUUGGCCCCUGCAUCGUCCGCGCAUUGCGGAAACGCUUUCCGGACGCCUUUCUCGACGUCCACUGCAUGAUCGAAACGCCGAUGCGGUGGGUGGAGGAGCUCGCAAGCGCGGGCGCCUCCCUGAUGUGUUUUCACCUCGAGGCGGCGGUGGAUCCCGCGGCCGUCGCGCGGGGGAUUCGCGCCGCCGGGAUGCAGGUUGGGAUCGCGAUCAAACCGGCGACGCAAGUCGACGGGGCGCUCACCGCGGUGCUGGAGGCAGGCCUCGUGGAUAUGGUCCUCGUCAUGACGGUGGAGCCUGGGUUUGGCGGGCAGUCCUUCAUGGCGGAUAUGAUGCCAAAGGUGAAGGCGCUCCGUGCGUCGUACCCGUACCUCAAUAUUCAGGUCGAUGGCGGGAUUUCAGACAAGACGAUCGACGAGGCGGCCGCCGCUGGGGCGAAUGUGGUCGUGGCAGGGACUUACAUAUUUAACGCAAAGGAUCGCAAGAAAGCCAUUGCGGGGCUGCGGGAUACCGUCGCGAAGUAUAUACGCUCAUAA